AUGGUGCUCUUCGGCCGGCGCGCUCGCUAUUUUGGCAGCCGGGGCCAAUUUGUUGGCCGGCGAACUUGCCGGACGCCUUCUCGGCUGGUUUCCCCCCCGGCCGUUGGUGGCGCGGUAGCGACGCGCGCUUUUUGGCAGCUCUUGUGGCCGAUUCGCGGGGACAAAAUCCCCCUCGGAGCGAAUUUGCGCGCCGGCCCCUCUACCGCGCCACAUGGCGCGGCCGAGCGGUCUUUGGGCCAGCCGGCUGGCACCCCCGCCUACGGUGGGGCCCGGGCGGAGCAGCCGACUUCUUGUAGUUCAGCCGAUGCAGCAAUUUCCUCUUGUGCAUAUGCGCUUGGGGACGUGCCAUCACAUCGACCCGCCGUAGUUUGA
Molecule: messenger RNA, 372 nt
Organism: Amoebophrya sp. A120
Lineage: Eukaryota; Dinophyceae; Syndiniales; Amoebophryaceae
Source: the annotation of a GenBank genome assembly